Molecule: messenger RNA, 2958 nt
Organism: Acytostelium subglobosum LB1
Lineage: Eukaryota; Evosea; Eumycetozoa; Acytosteliales; Acytosteliaceae
Exons: 6
Coding region: 1-2958 (985 amino acids)
Biological process (GO): endocytic recycling
Cellular component (GO): endosome
Source: RefSeq, a predicted model, not a curated record
AUGGCUGAGAAACAACAGCAACAACAGUCUCCGCCAGCAGCGGCAGCAGCAGUGUCGCCAUAUGUGUUGGCAACGAGAAAAUAUGAUAAGGAAGCCAAGCAGUUGACUGGACGCGAGGUCGAGAGACAUCCACUCAUUGCAGGUGCAGCAACAUUGACGACGGCAGCAGCAUCAACAACAGCAGGCGACUCAACAGAUAAGAAGAAUGAAGAUGGCAGCAGUUCAGCAAAGGCCGAGACAACAGUGGUCAAUCCAUUGCAGCCACAACAGGUGACAGACUUUGUAGAUCCACUUUCAAAGGUGGCUAAUGAGACAAAGGUCAACGACCCUCUGGCCUCAUCAAUCGCCACGAUGGGAGGUCUCAACACAAUCAAGUCAUCACAUCAGCAGAAACAGAUGUAUCAUGACGAUACCUACAUCCCAUGGGCCACAAUGAAGCCCGGCAUCCUACAGCAAUACACAGACGACGAGCACAAUCCAAUCCAAGUCUCAUUCAUGUCGACUGGCACAUCGGGCAAGGUUAAGAUAUCACUCAAUCGUUUGAAUAAGAUCUUGGAAGAGUUGGAUCAGGACAGCGAGGAGAAGCAGUCCACUCAACUUACACAGACUGAUGUGUUGAUGGAUCUCGAGACACUUCACUCUGAGUUACUCAAGGCAUGGAGAGCUGAGGAGCGUGUUCGUUCGCUCAAGAUUGCCAUCCAGACUGCCAAGCUAUUGUCCAACACAUCAUUAAUCAAGUUCUACCCGAGCAAGUGGGUCAUUGCGUCAGAGAUACUGGACAUCUUUGGAAACAUGGUGUACGACAGGAUAAAGAGCCGCUUGAAGCAGAGCUUGGACAAGGACCCGUCAAAGAGGAACGAGCAGCUGCACAUUGAGCAGGCCAAGGAGACGUGCAGGAACUGGUUCUACAAGAUCGCCUCGAUCCGUGAGCUGUUGCCCCGUCUCUACAUCGAGAUUGCCAUCUUGCGCUGCUACGAGUUCAUCCAGGGCGACCACAACACAGUGCCACGCGAGGUUGUCGACCGCCUCAACCAGCAGAUUCGCGGUGUGGGCAACCCGCUCGUGGCCAACUACCUGCGCGCCUACCUGGCCCGUCGCGCACACGACCUCGUCCCAGAGUACAAGGCCUUUAUUAUCGAGGGUCUCAAGGACUUUGUCUUCUCGCAGCGUUUGUUUGAGAAGUCCAAGUAUCUGGAGCAGACGCUCAAGGCACACAAGAUCACGCUGACCGACUACCUGGGCCUGUACUCGCCCAGUCUCGAGUGGCUGCUGCAGUGUCUCAGCCACAACGGCAAGCAAGAGGUGCUGGAGGAGGUGCUGGCCGUGUUCCGCGAGUCCAAGAACUCGCUGCUGCUCAACCACAUCAUCUCGUCAUUCCCUCCCGACUACAUCUGCAACAACAGCACGAUGUUUAGCAACUUUAUCAAAGAGGCCGACUCAUUCUCCUAUCCCAAGUGUCAACUGUACAGCACGUUUGGUGUCAACCUUGUGCUGGGACACCCGCCCAAGACCCAAGUGUUGACCAUCCUCAACGACGUCUGGAAAGUCGUCUCUGUCUUUGAAUCACUCAAAGACUACAUCAUGGUGGCCGAGGUCUUUAUCGAAUAUGUAUUAACUCAUUGUACUAUAAAAGAAACAGAUACAUUCUUGAAGGAUAUACUUAGACACAUCAUACCAGACAAGGCAUACGAGAACCUACAGUCACACUUGCAAUCGAUCGUGUUGAAGAUCCUGACACAUGUGCAGGACUUUAACGUGCUGGUGGGCAUCACCAACUUCCUGCCACUGCUCGAUCUGUUCAACGGCGAGUCGCAGAAGCAGAUCAGUCGCUCGACCCUCGAGGCACUGUCCAGCUCCAACAGCACUAUCUCAGACCCGGUGCUCAUCAACACGUUCCUGGUCUAUGGCAAGGCGCUGCACGACUCGCUCAACAGUCUGAGCUUCCAGGACGAGGUGCGCCAGGUCACCAACGUGGUCAACGUCUGCAUCGACAAGUUUGACUUUGGCAAGGACGUCGAGAAGCAGCUGAACUUCUACGUCGACUGCCGCCAGACCUUUGUCAACUUUGACGGCGUCAAGAAUCGUCUGGUGUACGCGGUCGUCGCGCUGUGCCAAAAGACGCUGGCCCUCGUCAAGGGCAAGCACACCGCCAAGACGUCGGCAUUCAUCCGCGCGUGCAUUGCCUACUGCUUCAUCACGAUCCCCUCGAUCAACGACGUCUUUAUGAAGAUGAACCUGUACAUGGUGUCGGCGGCCAUCGCCCUGCAGAACCAGGCGCUGUCGCAGGCCGACGCGCUGCUCAAGGCGGCCAUCACCUUUGUCCAGGAGAUCCCGCCCAUCAUGGAGUACAAGCAGGUGCGCUCCACCGAGGAGUGGACUGUGUCGUACCUCAGCAACUUUGUCUCGCUGCUGGUCGUCGCGCCAGGCCAUCCCGAGUCGGGCCCCUUCUACCUGGUCAAGGCGCUGCACAAGGUCGUCAAGGACUACCCAUGGGAGAAGGGUACCACUGGCAAGGCCAAGAUCAUGGUUCAAUUGAUGGGUCUCUGUUCCACAUGGGCACAAGAUUCACUGCCCUACCACUUUGACAAGGUCGAGUCCAACGAUCAUCUCUUUGCUGCCGAUCCAGACUUUAUCAGUGAACUCAACGAACUAUAUGGUCUCCUAAUCAAGGAUGUCUUGAGUGAGCUUAACUUGUUAAAGGAUGAGAUUGAUCCAUCUACUCAAAGGAAGAUGGUAUACGUAUGCUUGGAACUUGUCAAUGUUACAUUGAGUGUUGCCGAGUUGAACUCAAAGACAGCAUCACUUAUAUUCAACUUGUACAAUAUGGCCAAGAAGUCCAUACCGGCCACGGCACACACUGAGCUCACCUAUCUUAAGAACACACUGGCUCACAUUGGUACUCUAAAGUCCAAGAUGGCCAAUGACCUCUACAACAAAUUGAACACGAUCACUGCCUAA